Molecule: messenger RNA, 978 nt
Organism: Closterium sp. Naga37s-1
Lineage: Eukaryota; Viridiplantae; Streptophyta; Zygnematophyceae; Desmidiales; Closteriaceae
Source: the annotation of a GenBank genome assembly
GGAGCUUUGAAAUCCAGCUUCCUCUCCGGAGAGGGUUCGUCGCCGUGCCAGCUAGCCACCGGCGGUUUCGCCAAGCGGUCGCUGCUGGCGGCGGCUUCCGCAUCCCCCUCCGCGCGCCUACACCGCCGCGUGGUCGCCGCCUCCGCCGCCACGCAAUCAGCCGCCGCUGCUGUCGCAGCUCCGGCUGUCCAGAAGCAGAGAAUCCGCAUCAAGCUCAAGUCGUACCAGGUGCCUCAACUGGAGGCAGCUUCCCAGCAGAUUCUUGAAGUGGCGAAGGAGACGGGAGCAGGCAUCAUGGGGCCGGUGCGUCUGCCAACGCACAUCCGUAAGUACUGUGUGCUGCGCAGCCCUCACGUGGACAAGGACUCGCGGGAGCACUUUGAGAUUCGCACACACAAGAGGCUGAUUGAUCUGGAGAACCCGACCGCGACCACCAUUGAUGCGCUGAUGCAGCUGGAGCUGCCGUAUGGUGUGGAGAAACUGAGUCGCAAGAUUGUGCACAUCACCACAGGGCUGCUCUUCAUGCUCUCCUGGCCUCUCUUCAGCCCCAACCCAGCAGCGAGGUUCCUCGCCGUUGCUGUGCCAGUGGCGAACGUUGUCCGGAUCCUGCUGCUGGGCACGGGCAUCACGAAGAACGAGGGAGUGGUGAAGUCUAUCAGCAGAGAAGGCAGUGCCAGCUCCAUAGCUUUAAUGAUCCGUUGCCCCUUCUUAUUUCUCUACAAUAAGGAGUUCUGGGUCUUCAGCUCCGUUCCCUUUCCUCUGCUGUCUUGCCUGCUCUUCCUGCUAUCCUCCAGUGAGCUGCUUCGGGGGCCUCUGUACUAUGUGCUCACCAUCGUGCUAGUCACAACCAUCUUCUGGCGCAGCUCCCCCAUUGGAGGCAUAGCGCUGGUGCUCAUGUGUGCUGGGGACGGUGCGUACGUCCCCUACUCAUGCGUGCUCAUGUGUGGUGCUCAGGGCGCUGAUGCUACGAAUGGCUGA